Messenger RNA from Hibiscus syriacus, 629 nucleotides. Its product is annotated as SKP1-like protein 14. Lineage: Eukaryota; Viridiplantae; Streptophyta; Magnoliopsida; Malvales; Malvaceae. The transcript has a single exon. Gene Ontology annotation, cellular component: nucleus; cytoplasm. The coding region runs from base 41 to 553 and encodes 170 amino acids. The record is from RefSeq and is a predicted model, not a curated record. Gene Ontology annotation, molecular function: cullin family protein binding. Gene Ontology annotation, biological process: SCF-dependent proteasomal ubiquitin-dependent protein catabolic process.
ACCGUAGCCCCAAUUCACCACUUGUGUCUCCAUCCCCACAAUGUCAGAUGUUCCUGCCAACACCAACAAAGCAACCCUUAUAUCCGGCGAUAAUCACGAGUUCGAAGUCGAUGAAGCUGUAGCCAUGGAUUUCGGCACCAUCAAGACUUUCUUCGACGAAAAUCCCGACGCCUCCAUGGAACCCAUUCCCCUCCCCAAUGUCUCCUCCAAGUAUCUCUCGACUAUCAUCGACUACUGCAAAUUCCAUCUGGCACUCCGCGCCCGAGACCACUCUUCGGCGGCGGAUGACGAAACCAAGGCCUACCAUGAAGAGUUAGUGAAGCCCCUGGACAAUGAGUCGAUGAUGGAGUUGGCUCUGGCUGCACAUUAUCUGGAUGUGAAGGAUAUGGUUGAUGUGAUAAGCCAAGGGAUUGCUGACAGGAUUAAGAAUAAGAGCGUGGAGUAUGCGAGGGAGCUUUUUGGAAUUGAGAAUGACUAUACGCCGGAGGAAGAGGCGGAGUUGAGGGCACAAUAUGAAUGGGCGUUUGAAGGUGUUGAUCCAGACGAAGAUUGAUUGAUAAAUUUUGAUGAUGGGCUAGGGUUUUACAGCGUUUGUUUAUUUUUCCAUAAGAGUUGUGUUAAUUCCUUGA